AUGGCUCUCAAGAACGAUUGCUCCAAGAUUGAAGACAUCGAAUCAGGAGCAGCAACUUUCUCCGCUCCAGACGCCACGCUCCCCGCCUCCUCGUCGCCACCCAGAAACUCGCUCCCACUCUUUUGCUGCGCACCGCUCGCAAAGAACGCGUUUCCCGCAAGUGGCAGCGCGAAUGAGGAGAAUCCGGGAGAGUUCACCGCAAUUUACCCUUCCGAUUUGCACAUCGCCAACCCUGAGGAAUCCCGCGAGCCUGCUGACGACGCCGCUGCUGCAUGGGCGCGCGGAAAUGCGGGUGGUGGUUGGCACUGCAGCGCGCGUGAAAUACUGGGGCAUCUCGUCGCCGCGCGUUAUGGUGCAUGUGGAAUGCACGAUGCAGCUGGACCCCCAUCACUCGCCUCCCUGCCACCCGCCGCCCCUAUUCUUCGGAAGCUUAUCCUCAGCGCAUGCCCAUCCAUUGAUGGGGCCGGCGACUUUCGGCCGUAUCUUAAGGUGUUUCGGAGGGGAGCACAAGUGAGCAGCAGUGACUUGCCUGGGGAGGUGAGGCGUGGGGGAGGUGAAGCGUGGGGGAAGUUCCUCCAUCCUUCCCCACGGGGUCAGCCUGGAUGGCGCCCUUUGAGGUCAACGCCCCUGUGUGGGGCGACUGACUAUGCCUCCCCCCUUUCCCCAUCGCCUCAUUCCCCCCUUCCCCACUCCCCACCCUUCCCACCCGCGUACCUCCAGGUGCCGCCCUCCUUCCCUACUGGUUCAGCCUGGAUGGUGCCCUUUGAGAUCAACGCCCCUGUUCCUCCAUCCUUCCCCACGGGGUCAGCGUGGAUGGUGCCCUUCGAGGUGCUGCCAUCCUUCCCCACGGGUGGACAGGUAGCAUUUGGGAAGGUAGCUCGUGGGGAGGUAGCACGUGAGGAGGUAGCAUGUGGGGAGGUAGCAUGUGGAGAGGUAGCACAUGGGGAGGUAGCACGUGGGGAGAUACCACGCAACAGCAGCAGGGACGAGAGCGAGCCCGUGUUUGUCUUCGCUUUCCACUCGGCUUUCCUACGCAUCGGCCUCACUCGAAUAACCCUUCACGAGAAUGGGCUCGUACACCCUCCUCUUCCCAUCUCUAUCCCCUCCACCCUUCUCCCCUUUUUCUACCACCCCAUCUGCUCGACUGUGCGUAUGGGGGAGGCAAUUACCCGCCGAUUUCCCCUCUUAGUACCCAACCAGCUCAGCUCCUCCUCUACUGCUUCACUUUUCCUCCCCUCCGUUCACCCCCUUUUCUACCACCCCAGCAGCUCGACUCUUGACUGUGCAUACGGGGGGGACAUCCAAGUACCGGCCGAUUUCUUCAUCGACGUGCUGAUAGAUAUGCCGCAGCCACGUGGCGGCGUGACAUUGGCCGACGCCAACCCCGACGGCGCGCCAGCUGGCACGAUGCUGACGUGGCAGCAGCUUCUGGCGGCGUACCGGGACGACUUUGUGGAAGCUUCCAGGAAGCAGCGGAUGGCUCAAGAGAGGGAAGAGACGAGGCUGGGGAGAGCUGAGGCAGAGGGGAGUGAGCGGGAGGGAGAGGAAGGAGUGAACGGGAGAGGCAGCAGCACGUUCACAUCGGAUCAGCAAGAGCAUUUCAAACGGGAGAUUUCUCAAAGUGCUCUUGCAACGGAGGCAGUAGACCGGAGGGGCAGGGUGCCUCCGUUGCAAGAGCAACAGAGGGACCGGAGGGAUGCAGUGGGGGAUGGGGUGGGGGAUGAGAGGAGGAGCCUGGCUCGCAGCCUGGUGACAGAGGUGCAAGCCCACCCUCUCCUGCGCCACACAGGGCAAGCAAGCCACCCGGGCAUGCUGUGUGUGCUGUCCAUGCCGCCCGGUGUGGCAUCCAUGCCGCCCGGAACAGCGUUCAUGUCGCCUGAAGUGAUGUCCUCUCGAUACGAGUUCCCUCCCACUCCCACAACGCCUCACAUGCCGCCCUCCCCCCACUCGCCCCUUCCCCACUCACCCCUCCCCCAACUUGCAUCCCUUUCCGAAGAUUUCAGCCUCUCCCAUUCCUCCUCUGCUGCUCCUCUCUCCUCCGCAAGCCAGCCGUCACAGGAGCUCGACUCUCUAGCUGAUCUCCUCAUUCGCAUGUCUCUGUCUACAGGCUCGCGCCAUAGCAUGGGCGGUGGGGCCUUGAAAGGGGUUGACAGGCAUGGCAUGGGGCCUGGGGGGUCAAGGGGGGGCGAACGGCAUAGCGUGGCGGGUGGGGGGUUAAAGGGGGGCGACAGGCACAGCAAGGAAAGGAUGGGGCAGGAAGGGAGUAUAGGGGGGAAGGGGACCAUGGGGUUUGCGGGGGGGAUGAGGUGGGAGGGGAGCAUGGGGGGUGCGGAGGGGAUGGGGGAAGAGAGGCAGAGCAUGGGGAAUUGGGGAGUGGAUGUGAGCGCUAUAGGUGGGGAGGGGAGUGUGGGGAGCACGGAUGGUAUGGGAGGGGAUUGGGAGGGCAUGGGUAGUGGGGAUGCAAUGGGGGGAAAGUGGGAAGGCAAGGGCAUGGGUAGUGAGGAUAUGAGGGUAGUGAGGGAGGUGAGAGAAGCAGGAGGAGAGUGGAGAGCAGGGGCGGGUGAAGCAAAAGGGGAUCACUUGAGAGCAAGUGCCACUCCCUCAGGCAAGCUUGCUGCGCCUGUGAUGGGGGGAAAGCAGGGAGAAGGGGAAGGGGGGAGGGUGGAGGGGGAAGGGGACCUUUUCCCCCCUGCCCGCCCCUUGCACUGGUCUAAAGUGACUAAUGUGAAAGGGACAGUAAAAGGAACAAAAUCAGGUGGAAAGUCGAAGACAGGAGGAGGGGUCCAAGGAGAAGGGGGAGGACAGGGGGGGAGGAAGGGACUAGGGAAAGAUGAGUUGCAAGUGGUUGGUUUGGCUCGCGCCAACAACGUAGCCAUCAUGCUCACUCAAUUCCGCAUGCCCGAGAAUCAAAUCCGAGAUCUGAUCCUCGCAGGAGAUCCUAAGCACGUGCUGCCACCUGACCGCCUGGGCCUGCUGCUUCAGGUGAUUCCAACAGAGGAGGCGGCGAGGUUCAGAGCAGUCUCAGGUGCUGCUUCAGGUGCCAUGUGUGCACCUGAGCGCUUCCUUUGGUCCAUAUCCCUGAUCCCAAGAAUGAGGAGGAAAAUCGAGGCGCUAAUGUUUGUGCGGCAUUUUCACACCAUAGUCAAUGAUGCCCGGGCAGUCAUAAAAGUUUUUUGUCCUGCAGCCCGAGCGAUUCGCAGCAGCAAGAUUUUCCGGGCAGCGCUUGCAGCGGCGCUUGAAGUGGGGAACGAGCUCAACCGAGGCAGAGCAAGGGGUUCAGCCCGCGGGUUCUCUCUGGAUUCCCUCGCCCGCCUGUCAGAGGUGCGAGUCACUCCUCCAUCCCACCAUGCCAAGGGCCUCGACACACUGUUAACCGCCUCCCAGGUGGCUUCUGAGUCGACGCAGAAGUCAAACUCCUCCCAGAUUCUGCCUCCUGGCUCUCGAUUCUCGCGCACACAGUCCUUCCCUGUCACUCGUGCCAAUGCCCCCUCAUCCACCUCCUCCUCCUUGUCCUCGUCCUCCCCAUCCCCUUCCCCGUUUUCCUCCUCUUCCUCCUCCUCUGCUCGUCCCUCCUCCCCGUUCCCCACAUCCUCAACCCUCGCUGCCACCACACCUGCAGCCUCCCCUUUCCCUUCCCACCCUUCCCACCCUUCUCAUCCCUCGCCCCUGAUCGCCGGUGCAACAACGCUCCUCGACGUGGUGGUGAUUAUAACGAGGGGAAGCAACUCAACCAGCGCAGAGGGGGGAGAGGAGGGAGCAGGGGAAUUGGGGAGCAGCCUUGUGGGCAGUGCAGUCAGAAACAAGGGAGGAGAGGGGGGAGCAGGGAGGCGAGGGAAGCUGACAGUAGAGCUGGCAGCAGUGGGGGAGGCUGUUAGGAUGUCCCAGGCUGAGGUGGCGGAUGCCACGUGA
Molecule: messenger RNA, 3909 nt
Organism: Closterium sp. Naga37s-1
Lineage: Eukaryota; Viridiplantae; Streptophyta; Zygnematophyceae; Desmidiales; Closteriaceae
Source: the annotation of a GenBank genome assembly